Messenger RNA from Leguminivora glycinivorella, 3366 nucleotides. Its product is annotated as ubiquitin carboxyl-terminal hydrolase 37-like. The transcript has 13 exons. Gene Ontology annotation, biological process: protein deubiquitination. The record is from RefSeq and is a predicted model, not a curated record. Gene Ontology annotation, cellular component: cytoplasm. NCBI's taxonomy places the organism in Eukaryota, Metazoa, Arthropoda, Insecta, Lepidoptera, Tortricidae. Bases 300 to 2993 code for a protein of 897 amino acids. Gene Ontology annotation, molecular function: cysteine-type deubiquitinase activity.
UGACGUCACAGGCAUGGAUGAGGUCUUCUAAAAUUACAUGAGAUCAAAAAAAAAACAAUUUCACGACGUACGAACUGGAUUUUGGCGAGAAAUUAAAUAUUGAAGUGUUUGUUUCGGUGAACGACGCGUGUGCAGUAUAAAACGAACGUUUUUAGAAGGUUUUACAGUGAAUUUUAAGACAGUUGUUCGUUUUGGUUGCUUUGGAUACAAAAAUUGAUAUUUAUAUUUUCCGAGCCACCAUGCAAAAGGCACCCACCUCAAAGUUCAAACUCUAGCAUGUGAAUACACCCGCCGCCAAAAUGCCUGUCGUCUCGCCUUACAUCAACAGCAGUUCCACUCUCUCCGGGUCAUACCGAUCUACACUUUCCUCUGCGUCCAGUCUGGACAAGCCAUAUUUCCGAUCCAGUAGCAGUAGUACCUACUCAACAUCCACUUUAAGAAGCUCCUAUGGCGAUCGGACAACAGAAUACAGAAGCAGAUACUCCGAUGUCGACGGCAAAAGGGAGAGAAAGACCUCUUUAGUGGAAUAUCCUAGAAAUUCUCGAGCGCCGAGUGUUACUGAUUCAGACAGUGGGGUGUCUACUAGAUACAGAUCAGACAGAAGCGAAUCUAGAGGCAGAGAUGUAUCUACUACUAGAAGCGAGAGUAGUAAAGAGCGUCCGAAAAGGAAUUUCCCUUCAUCAGCAGCUUUGGCGAUGUCUACAGCUGAACUGUACAAUAAAUACUCACCAGCGAACUAUAUUCCGUAUACUCAAAGGAUACAGCAGCAGCAGAAUGAAAUAGCUAGAUCUAAGUCAAUAUCUAAUGAUAUCGGACGACCGCCGGCGUCUGAUGGCUCCAGGUUAAGGAAACCUAGGAACUCUGCGGCUACGAUAAUCGAGAGGCCCGAAGGCAGACGGUUAUACAAAGAGAGCUCGCCUACAACCAGCUACGGAAAAAGAAACUCCAUGACCAAUGGAAACAAAGACAGCAAUGGCAAUGAGGUACCCUCAGUUUCUGAGAUACGGAAACGUUUCGAUCCCAAAAUGACGGUUACGAAACUGCCAGCGAACGACUCACGAUAUUCCAAAACCGUCGAUCAUUAUCUCAAUCAGCUUAAAGACGUAGAAAAUGGCACGGGGUAUACGAAAGUUGUCCCGAAGGAUGAGAAGCCAGUUCCCGUCCAUUCUUAUGAGAAAAACGGUUUUAACAAAUGGGACUCUUCGAGCUCACGAUCAAACUCAAACUCAGACCUAUCAUUAUCAAAAACCACAUCAGAACCGACUUCAUUAGCCAAGCCUGCGGCUGAGAAAAACGGCAUGUCUACAUCAUUAACCACCAAGCUACCGUACGACCGGAUAGCUAGCAUCAAAUCUCAGUUAGACCCUAACAACCCUAUAGGAAAAAUUCUAGAGAAAUCAACUGUCAUUCAAGUAGAGAAUGGUGAUGACCGCCUGAAGCGGACCAGUCCCGAAGUCACACCAAAGCUGAAAGAAAUUAAGAACGAUAUAGAAAAACAAGUGAAAACACCGCACACAUCUAACUUUGCUUCGUAUAUACAGAUAUCACAGCCCAUAGCGUCGGGGACAUCCAAAGAUGAAGAGCCGAGGACAAAACCUAGUUUGAAAUACAUAGAUUCUGAAGAAGAUAGAUUAGUGCUCGAUAACGAUAUAGAUUCCCCUAGUGGAACCGGAUUUGAAAACAAAACUUUCGAACACGAGAAUUUCCUUAAAAAGAGGAGUGAAAAUCUUGAAAGUGAGAUAGAAGAUGGAAUCAAAUCCAUGGAAACCAGUACGGAAAGUACAGUCAGUGAGCCCACAGAAGAUUCUAGUCCUGACACCCCUUCUUCUAGAAGAAAGAUCUUGGACGCGAAGGAUAUAGAAGACAUAAGAGCGGAGCUAGCGGGCGGAAAGAGCGGGGGGAGCGGACUGCGGCGAAGCGCCGAGAGGGAGCGAGACACCAUCAGCGAGGGGCGCGAGAAGUCGCAGGUUUGCGGACUGAACGGCCUCCGAAACAUCGGCAACACAUGCUUCAUGAACAGUGUGAUUCAAUGCAUGUCCAACACGAAACCACUUCUAGAAUACCUAGAAAAGGAGCAAUACACUGCGGACAUCAACACAACUCUAUCUUGUAUGAAGGGCGCGCUCAUUAAAGCGUUCGCGUCAGUGAUCUGUGAGUUAUGGGAGCCGGGCGAACGCGGCGCUGUCGUGAAUACAACAUCAUUCAAGUCGCAGGUGCAACGCUUCGCGCCGAGGUUUAUGGGUUACAGCCAACAGGACGCCCAGGAGUUCCUUCGUUACCUCUUGGAAGGUCUACACGAAGACGUGAACAGAGUCACCGUCAAACCGAAGCCGAUUCUUACAGAAAUCGAUGACAGUCUCAGCGAUUCAGCGAAGGCUCAGGAGGCGUGGCAAAGAUACCUCCGCAUGGAGGACAGUCGCGUCGGCGACAUCUUCGUGGGUCAACUCAAGUCGACACUGCGGUGCACUCACUGCAAGAACGACUCUGUCACUUUCGACCCGUUCUGGGACCUUAGUUUGCCGAUUCCCUCGCGGACGGGGAACUUGAAGCUUCAGCAGUGCCUUCAGCACUUCACGAAAGAAGAGGAACUCGAUGGAGACGAGAAACCGACGUGUUCGCGGUGCGGCGUGCGGCGCAAGUGCCUAAAGUGGUUCACGGUACACAAGUUCCCGCAGGUGCUGGUGUUGCAUCUCAAGCGGUUUUCACCAACGGAGCGCUUCCGCGGCAAACUGAACGUGGUAGUGGAGUUCCCUCUAACAGGUCUCGACAUGUCUCCAUACGCCGCGAGCAAGUCGCAACAGGCCGUCUACAACCUGUACGCUGUCAGCAAUCACUCAGGCACAACUUACUCUGGACACUAUACGGCGUACUGCAAGCAUCCAUACACUGGCGACUGGCAUGAAUACAACGACUCAAGAGUGAGUCCCAUCAACCCCCGCAACGUAGUGUCUUCGGAGGCCUACGUGCUAUUCUAUGAGCUCGCGCGUUCCUAGUGUACACCACUACGCUACUAGUGUACUCUAGUGUGCAUCAGUCAAUACUACUAGUGUACAGUAUUUAACAUUGUACUAGUGUUCCCUAGUGUACACCACUCAACACUACUAGUGUACACUAUUUAACAUUGUACUAGUGUUCCCUAGUGUACACCACUCAACACUACUAGUGUACACUAUUUAACAUUGUACUAGUGUUCCCUAGUGUACACCACUCAACACUACUAGUGUACACUGCUUAACACUACUGUACCCAUAGAAAAUUGUACUAGUGUACACUUUACUAGUGUACACUUUACUAGUGUACCCUAGUAUACACAUUUAACACCAUACAAAGUGUACACAAGUGUGGGGGCCAUUCGACCUUAAUGUA